CUCAGUUUUAUCCUGUCUCGGAGAAAUAUGCGCAGAUCCCCCCCUCCAGAGGAAGGGCCAACCAGCCCGGAGAAAAGGGCGUCGGUCUCGGUUUUAUCCUGGCGGAGAAAUAUGCGCAGAUCCCCCCCUCCAGAGGAAGGGCCAACCAGCCCGGAGAAAAGGGCGUCGGUCUCGGUUUUAUCCUGGCGGAGAAAUACGCGCAGAUGGGGGGAUCAGAGUGUUCAGUGUAGACAAAACGUAGCAAAACGGUUUCAUAUGACAGAUCCCACCUUCCAGAGAGAAAUAACCGCAGAUGGGUGGGCGAUGGGUGGAGCCAAAUCAUAUAAAAGCGAGACAGGUCUCCAGCUAAACCAAAACCUUUCCUGCUACCUGCUGUCAGCACUGAAUAGCUGGACGGACACGUUUUUCUGCUGAGGACUCUGGACGCUCAUCGGUGAAAUCGCAUCACAUUUCACUCUGGAUUGACUUGAUUAUGGAAGGGACACUAAAUCUCCUGAGUGUUUUACUGUUUGCGGUAAUUGUCAGAGGAGAGCCUCCUGCCAUGUACCAGACUCAGCUGAUAAAGGCAGCAGAAGGUGAUAAUGUGACUCUUCAGUGUCGUCUGGAUCCUCCGGUCAACCUGUCUGCUUUCACUGUGGACUGGACGAGACUUGACAACAAGGAUAUAGUCCACGUCUAUCGACAUCAACAGGACGAUCCUGAUCCACAGACGGAUCAAUACAGAGGCAGGACGACUCUCCUCCAUGAAGACCUGAUCAGAGGAGUCCUGACUCUGCACAUCUCCUCAGUGAAGCUGUCUGACAGAGGACUUUACAAAGGCUUUGUCCCAAACCUGAAGACCAGCUGUGUUGUUGACCUCAUUGUUGAAACGGUGGGAAAAGACCAGCAGAACGAGACAAAGAGGGAUGAUUCCAGCACAACUGGACCUCCAGAGGAAGAAGAGACCGAGCCAUAUGGUCGUGGUGGUGGAAACAGGAACCGUGGCUGUGCUGGGAUCAUUUCCAGCGUUGUCUUAUUCAUUCUCUGCCUCGUUGUUUUUGGUGUUCUGCUUCUGAGGAAGAAAAUAACAAUGCAGUGUGUGAAGAGGAUCGGAAGCCUGUUCACCCUGUUUAACACAUAUAGGUCCAUUUUAGCAGCAGAAUCAGAGACCAGCAAGGGUCCUGCUGAUCCAGUUCAGCCCAUUUUGAGACCCAUCUCAGGGAAAGGGUCUCCAUUAUCAGGAGCCUCUGAUGGCACCGUCCUGCAGCAGGUCCAGUUCGUCAGCAGUGAGUCUUUUAAUCUGUGA
Messenger RNA from Micropterus dolomieu (smallmouth bass), 1285 nucleotides. RefSeq lists its product as uncharacterized. The record is from RefSeq and is a predicted model, not a curated record. The coding region runs from base 473 to 1285 and encodes 270 amino acids. NCBI's taxonomy places the organism in Eukaryota, Metazoa, Chordata, Actinopteri, Centrarchiformes, Centrarchidae. The transcript is spliced from 6 exons.